CGCAUUGCAAAGUUGAGACCGAAUAAUCAAAGGUGUAAUCCAGAAAUAUCUUCAAUUUUCCUGCUGCUUAGUCAAAAUCGGACAAAUUGAUAAUGUGAAGUGCAACUGCAAUUGGGAAAAGGAGAACAAAUUCAGCUGCUGCUAGCCAAACACACGAUUCGAAUAGCAACGGUUAAACGGAAGAAUCGACAGCCAAACCUUAGCCAAUAGCAAAGCUGAAGAAAAAUUUUCGAACGCUUUUGUAUGUAUGUGUGUGUGUGUGUGUGUGUGUAUAGUGUACGUCCAUGUGUGUGUUAAUUUUUCAUGCGCAAUUUGGGUUACAAAGCAAAGCGAGCGGUGAAAAACGAAAAACGGUGCUUAAAAUGCAAUAAAAUGUUUUAGGCAGCAGGGGCUUCAUUGAUUUUCUUACGCACAAAAGUAUGCUACAUAAAACGGAGGAAUUGAAAUCGGGCUGCGAUGGCUCCAAGUGAAAAUGAGGCUGAAAACUCUCUGGCUGCAGUGGGAGCGUAAACGCGUCACUCGCCCCAGCAUCAGGAGCAUCGAAAUCAGCAAACAGCAACAAAGGACAACCAGGAUGUGGACGACGGCAGCGACAUCGGCGCCAUGUAGCUGCUAGGCAAGGCGACGACGCUCCAGAAACAACAAACCGCAGCAAUCCAAUAAGUGCGACGACCACACUAUAAACGAGUGGGAGACUUUCGGGCUACUAUCUCUGUCUAUUGGGCAUAUUGCAGGCGCAGUGCGGGCACAUUGCCAAGCUGGCUCCCGUACUGCCCAGCAGCGGCAUGGCCGGCCUCGUUAGCGCCGCCAGUGGUGGGAGUGGCGGUGGAAGCAAUGGCAGCACGGGCAGCGGCUACAAGCACCAGCAUCAUCUCAUCUCGCCGACCCACACAUCGCUGGGACACACGCACACGCACACACACACACUGCCGGCCGGCAUAUGCAGCAGCGACAGCGGCAUUUCCACGCUGAGCGCCAUCUCGCCGCCGCUUUCGGCCGGCAAUUCGGUGUGCAGCACCACAGCGGCAACAGCUGCCGGCGGCAGUCCUCAGCUGCGCACUUCGCCGGCGCUUAGCAUGCUGGGCAGCGGUACGGCUACGGCCAGCGGAAAGGCGCAGACGCAAACACUGAGUCCGGCGGGCGGCGGCUCGCCCAACUAUUUGAGCACCAUGAAGCUGCUCGGGCCGGCGGCUAGCAUUGAUUUGGGCAGCUCGCCGCUGUCGCAUCGCAACUACAGCAACUCGCUGAAGGGGUUCAGCUUUCGGCGCAGCUUUGACGACAAGAUCAUUGCGCCGCCUUUCCUGUCGCACGCCCAUGGACUUGGCUAUGUUGGCGGUACAGCGGCCACUCCGGCGCCCGCGCCCAUACCCUAUCCACACUUCCAUCCGGCGGCGCAUCAUCAUGUCAAUGUGGCGACUCCAUUGGUAACUUCCGCACAUCAUCUGCACUUGCAUCAUCACGGAUCGGGCGUGGCCCAUCAGCCGCUGUCGCUGGGCACGCUGACGUCCUCGCAGUCGACCACAAAGCUCUCGUACCGCGACGACUUUCUUCAGCAGAUUGGCUACCUGCCAACGACGCGUAUUUACAGCACCCCGACGAGCAUCGUUGACGAGGACAAGGCCCAGCAGGACUUUCUCUCUCUAUCACUCUCACCGCCCCUCAAUCGGCGCCGCGAUAUGCCAGCACUGCGAGGACCCUUCGUCAGCCUCUCGGAGCCACGCGGCACAUUGAGCACCACAGAUGAAAUCUACCCAGAUUCGCCGGAUAGCAGCCUCUACGGCUCCGAUGAGGAGCAGGAAGAUGCUUCUCAGUAUUGCCGUGGUGGCUAUCAUCCGGUCGUCAUUGGCGACAUAUUCGACAAUCGGUUUCGUGUUGUGCGCAAACUUGGCUGGGGUCACUUCUCCACUGUGUGGCUAUGUCGAGAUCUGAAAGAUGAGAAGUACGUGGCUCUUAAAGUGGUCAAGAGUGCCCCGCAUUAUAUCGAGACUGCAGCAGAUGAGAUUCGCCUGCUGGAGGCGAUCCGCGAUGCAGAUCCACUCGAUGUGAAGAGGGAGAGAAUCGUUCGACUAAUGAACCACUUUACGGUUCGUGGUGUGAACGGUGUGCACACCUGCCUGGUCUUCGAGGCGCUGGGCUGCAGCCUGUACAAGCUGAUUGUGAAGAACAACUACCAGGGAUUGGCCAUUGCGCAGGUGCGCAACAUUAUUAAGCAGGUCCUUGAGGGCUUGGACUAUUUGCACAGCAAGUGCAGCAUUAUCCACACAGACAUUAAGCCCGAGAAUAUUCUGCUGGUUAUCGACAAUGCGGCGGCUAUGAAUCAGCAGAUUGACGAUGAGAUCAACAGCCUGCGCGUGAAGGGCGCGGACUUUCCCGAUUCAUACAUCAGCUCGAUUGAGAAGCAAACGAAGACGCGUGCCAAAUGGCCGCUGAUCGAGCCGAAUGGCUCAACGAACACGAGCAACAGCACGGCGAACAAUUCGACAUCAUCGACGCCCCUGGCCGCUGUAGUCAUGUCCUCGCUGGACAAGGACGACACUACCACCUCGUCGACGCUCAACUCCAACACCACAUCCUCGCUGGCCUCCAAAUUCUCAAGCCUCUUGGGCGACAGUGAGUGCAACGGCGUUGGGCUGGUCAGCGUGGGCGGCGUUGACAGUCCCAUAAUCGGAGGAACCACGAAUUUAAGCAAUCGCUAUCGUGCCGAGAAGAAAAUCACUGCCAAGUCUUCUAUUGACCGUGAUGAGGACACUGAUACCGACACCUUGGGUGACAAUAGCACCAUUGCCAGCGACACUCCUACCGAGCAGGACGUUAGUCUAAGUAAAAAUAACGUUUGCGUUAAUUCGGAUAAGCUGCCCAAUGCCAACACAGUCAGCAACUUGAACACCAACAACUCCUGCUCCACCUACCCCACUGUUAACUCCAAUACUCAAAGCACGUGCACGCCCACGACACAACAGAACAACAGCAACAACACAUCCACGGCAGAGAGCAACAACAGCCCCACCACGCUCACUUCAACAUUUUCCAAUUCGAAUUCCACAACCUCCGCCUCAACCUCCACCACAACCUCAACCUCAACCACAUCUACAUCAGCUUCUGCCUGUGCCUCUGGCAAUGCACCAACUCCAGCUUCCAGCAGCACUACCAGCACGUGCACGUACUCGUUCACGCAUCUUGUACCAACAACAACCAUCACAACAACCACGACAACAACAACUGCAUCAGACCUGUAUCACAAUAGCAACAUUGGCAUUUGUGAUAAUAGAACAACAACCACAGCUGGCAAUGCGACUUCAAUCACAGCAACAACCACAACAACAACAACCACCGCUAAACUAAAUGUCAAUGCCAAUGCAAUUCCUUCGCAGAACCAGAGCCAGAGUCAGGGUCAAUCCUAUACGCACACGAUACAAUCGCUGAUCAACAACAGCAACGUGAGGGUGAAGAUCGCCGAUCUGGGCAAUGCCUGCUACGACUACCAUCACUUCACCGAGGACAUACAGACGCGUCAGUAUCGCUCGAUUGAGGUGCUGCUGGGUGCGCCAUACAACUAUACCGCCGAUAUCUGGAGCACAGCGUGCCUGGCCUUCGAGCUGGCCACUGGCGACUAUCUGUUUGAUCCGCAUGCAGGAGAGUCGUACAGCCGCGACGAGGAUCAUCUAGCGCACAUCGUGGAGCUUCUCGGAUCAAUACCGCAAUCGGUGAUACUACGUGGCAAGCACGGUCUGAAGUACUUUACAAGCUAUGGUAGUUUACGUAACAUUACCAAACUGAAGCCCUGGAGCUUGCUAAACGUGCUUGUGGAGAAGUACGAUUGGGAUCCCGUAGAGGCCAAGAAGUUUUCGGACUUUUUGCUGCCCAUGCUCGAAUACAAUCCUGUCAUACGUGCAUCGGCGGCGGAGUGCCUGCAGCAUCCUUGGCUGGAGCAGGAGGAGUUCGUUUAGCUCAUUUAGGAUUCACAAAGGAACAGCCGUGUAGGCAGACAUAAUAUUUAACGCGAACUCAUAUUUGUAGGCUUUUAUAUGCAAAACAAGAUUGUCAUAGUGGAAUUAAUAUUACGAUAAAUAUAUAUUAUGCUUAAUUAGCGUUUAAGCCUGAGAGCAAAAUGUAGAAAACAAAACAAGGAAGAAAUUUAAGAUCGUAGGGCAAGGAGUUUUCGAAGCUUUUUUAAAUUAACACGAUUUUGUACUCGAGAGCUUUAAAACCUUUUAGCAAACAAUGCAAUUUUAUUUAUUAUCAAAAAGAGGCAGAAACAGCAAAACGAUUAAUUUUAUGUUAUUUCUUUCACUUUCAUAUAUUUUUUGUAUUGAUAAAAGACAAUGACGACAAUUUGUAAGUCAACAGAUGCCUAAACUGACUGAUUGCAAAAAAAAAAAAAAAAAAAAAAAAA
Messenger RNA from Drosophila novamexicana, 4393 nucleotides. RefSeq names its product SRSF protein kinase 3 (gene Srpk79D). Gene Ontology annotation, biological process: spliceosomal complex assembly; protein phosphorylation; regulation of mRNA processing. Bases 786 to 3947 code for a protein of 1053 amino acids. The transcript has 8 exons. NCBI's taxonomy places the organism in Eukaryota, Metazoa, Arthropoda, Insecta, Diptera, Drosophilidae. The record is from RefSeq and is a predicted model, not a curated record. Gene Ontology annotation, molecular function: protein kinase activity; ATP binding.